Hyaloscypha bicolor E is the source of this 2109-nucleotide messenger RNA. RefSeq lists its product as uncharacterized. Bases 1 to 2109 code for a protein of 702 amino acids. The record is from RefSeq and is a predicted model, not a curated record. NCBI's taxonomy places the organism in Eukaryota, Fungi, Ascomycota, Leotiomycetes, Helotiales, Hyaloscyphaceae. The transcript has 4 exons.
AUGGCAUCCCACGCGUUCCACUCGCCUGAUGUGGAGCUUCACGAAUCCGAGGUCGCCAAACCGUCGCCGCUCAGAAUCAUCAAACGUAGCCAGACCAUCACCAACAGCUUGUCGGGCAGAGAGACUUUCGGCGGACGACGCGGUACUUCUGGCGAGUCCAAUGAGAGCAUGGGAACGCCGCCAGGAGGUGACAGACCAUUGACGGUGCGGAAGAAACGAACGACGAGAGCAAGCAUAAGUGAUUGGGGUUUGGAAGAGCCUCUGUCGGAGAUGAGUCCAGAAGAUUUGAACAAAUUGGAUUCAAUUUGGAAAAUCAAUGGACCAAGCAGUCCUCAAGAUGAUCCAAAUGUGACACCAAAGGCAAAAUGCUCUCUACCAAGGACCAUCAGCGCAGGAGCUUUUCUUAAAUCAGAGCUUCAUGGACGCAGUUUUGACAUAGAGGCGGGCAGACACUCCGUUCGGGGUCAACGGCACUCGUUGUACCCACCACAACAAGAAAUUUUUCAUAACCGUCAUCUAUAUGCCCUUCCUCAGAGUUCGCCUCCUGCGAUACCUCCAAGACGGCCGUCCAAGUCCAAAAACUUCUUUCUCCGUGCCAUUGGUGGACGCGGCUCCGAAGACAUCAAGGGCGUGAAGCGGAGCGAUUCGACACUAUCCAAGAAUACCUUGAUACGUCGCCUCUCGCGUACUAAAAAGAAAACCUCGGGCUCUUACGAUGCGUUUUGCGAAGACGAUGUUUCUUCUGAGAGCACUGAACCCUCCCUUCCACCCGAGAGCUUCGACAUCGCAGACGUUGGCAUCAAUUCAAUAAUUUCUUGUGGCACACCCUCAUCAUUCUCAGCAUCUGAUACAACAUCGAUUACAUCCAACGACAACGUUUUCGUUCUGUGCCCUCAGAUCAAAAUCACACCGGAGGUAAAUAGUCUUGACAACGGAAAUUGCGAUCUCUGGGUGGCUGUCGAAGUAACUGGGGUUCUUCACAAGGCAGAUGGCCGCCGAGUAUCCCCAUCCCUCUCAGGUCCCAGUUCAUCUGAAGCGAGGCACUACGGCAAACUGCACUCUAUUGAGAUAGAACUCUACCCUGGUCGAGGCUGUCAACUCGACGGCAUCAUUGGUAGCCUCCAUCGAGUACCGACAAUCGGCGCUCAUGAAACACAUCUUGUCCUCGCCAAAGUCUUGCUCAGCAAAGUUACUGCUCCACGGCAUGCCAGAGAGGUUUCCUCGGCUGAUCUUAUUUCUCAAUUGGAGACACACCUCGGCGAUACCAUGAACUCAUAUCUUACAGUCCGGGUUGCCUACCAACAUUCCGGAUUUCCAAGCCACAGAAGUCCUUCCGGGGUUGCUGAAGGACUCAGCUCGCAUAUUACUCGCUUGCAAACCGAAGCAAUCGCAGUCAUCAAGAGACAUGAUUCUCAGUCUGCCUGGUCUCCGCGUACCUCCCAAGCUAUGGCUAACCCACUGGCAUCGAACCCGCUUAUCUCACUGAUCGAGACACAUCUACCACCCGAUAGAGCGCGAGAAACUCUCAAAAGGUUGGCUAACGAGCGGGCACCCAUUUCGAUGGCGAGGCGAUUUCAGCAACAUCUCCCUGGCUCGAGUGAAGACACUGUAAAGCCCGCCACAUCGUGCUUUGCAGUGAACGCAGCAACCCUCUCAGGGCCCUUCGCUCGCCUCCCACAAGCGCAUCUCUCGAGAGAAAGGGCCUCAUCAGAAGUCGACCCAGCAAGGAAAAUUUGGACUGAGAUGCGUCGGAAUUCCCGUGGUGGCCGCAGCCGUCACCAUAGGACUAGCAUCAGUGCAGACCACUACUACAGCUUGGAAGAGGAAACCAGCCCGAGUCGACUCAGCUCUGGGAAUAAUUCUGUGUCAACGAUCUCGAGCGGACUGGGUGGAAAGAGGAAGGCUGGAGAUAUUGCUGAGGAGAGAAGCAGGAUCAUGGAGGUCGCGUUGAGAAACAAGAGGAGUGUUGGGGCUGAGACCUUGAGAAGUAUGGCACCUAGUGUUGUGCAAAUGAGUACUUCCACGGUGGGGAAAGGAAAGGGGGCUACCUUUGGAGGUUUAGGAGUAGGCUUGGGACGUACUUGGGGAUGGGGGCCGCCUUGGUGGUAA